Messenger RNA from Scutellospora calospora, 162 nucleotides. Lineage: Eukaryota; Fungi; Glomeromycota; Glomeromycetes; Diversisporales; Gigasporaceae. The record is from the annotation of a GenBank genome assembly.
AUGGGACCAUAUAAGGUAUGGAACAUUGGAAAAUAUGAGCAGGAAGAAGAGCCUUCAAACCGAGCUAGAGAACUAUCAAAUGAAAAUGAUCUGGCCCUCAGGGAUGAGGACCAAUGGGGGUCCAGCUCAUAUCACGUAGUUCAUGAAGAACCUUUGGUAUAG